Messenger RNA from Crotalus tigris (Tiger rattlesnake), 3504 nucleotides. RefSeq names its product forkhead box C2 (gene FOXC2). NCBI's taxonomy places the organism in Eukaryota, Metazoa, Chordata, Lepidosauria, Squamata, Viperidae. Bases 688 to 2328 code for a protein of 546 amino acids. The transcript has a single exon. Gene Ontology annotation, molecular function: DNA-binding transcription factor activity, RNA polymerase II-specific; RNA polymerase II cis-regulatory region sequence-specific DNA binding. The record is from RefSeq and is a predicted model, not a curated record. Gene Ontology annotation, biological process: regulation of transcription by RNA polymerase II; anatomical structure morphogenesis; cell differentiation.
CUGGAUGCGGGACUUGGCUUCGCGCGGGGCGCUGCCCAGGCUCCGGAGAGGCGCGCGCGCCCCCGUUUAUUUUGAUUCGGAGCGCUUGUUUUUGUUUACACGCUUCACUUUUCGCCCGGAAGGGGACGGGGACGGCCGAGGCAAAGCGUCGGGGACAGAGACGGCCCAGCCAGCGCCGCGCUGCCUCGGUCUUCCUUCUGGGUCUGCUAUUUGAUUUUGAUUUUUCUGCAAGAAUUUUGCCUUCUUCCCCCCUCGUCGGCAGCGCGAGCAGAUUAGAUCCUUCGGACCUGCCGGGGUUUCUAUUUAACCCCCCCCCCACCCUCAUUCCCUCCAUCAUUUUCUUCAGGAGCACAUUCGCCCUCCUCCUGCACUUUUACGACGGGGGGAGGGUGGGAGGAGGCGAGCGAGCGAGCGAGGAGCAGAGACCGGAGCUUGCCGACCCUUUUGCAAAAGAUCUGAAUAUGAAGCAAGCGGGCUCGGCUCGGCGGGCCUCUUAACCCAAGACCCGAGGAGGACCGGCCGAGGAGAAGCUUCGGCGGAGGAGUCCGUGGAAAGGCUCGGGGGGGUCUCCGGAGCAGGGCGCCCCGUUGGCACAGGGGCCGGCUUUCCUGGGCGGGCCCGCGCCCUUACUUUUGGGGGGAGGGCGGCGGCGGGAAGCCUCCUCGCCCUCCCGGAGCUGGGCCAACCAUGCAGGCUCGCUACUCCGUCUCGGAUCCCAACGCUCUGGGAGUGGUACCCUAUUUGAGCGAGCAGAAUUACUACCGGACGGCGGGCACCUAUGGGGGCAUGGCCAGCUCGCUGGGGGUCUACGCCGGCCACCCGGAGCAGUACGCGGCCGGCCUGGGACGCUCCUACGGGCCCUACCCGGGCCACCAGCCGGUCCAAGCCCCGAAGGACCUGGUGAAGCCGCCCUACAGCUACAUCGCGCUGAUCACCAUGGCCAUCCAGAACGCGCCGGAGAAGAAGAUCACCCUGAACGGCAUCUACCAGUUCAUCAUGGAGCGCUUCCCCUUCUACCGGGAGAACAAGCAGGGCUGGCAGAACUCCAUCCGCCACAACCUCUCGCUCAACGAGUGCUUCGUCAAGGUGCCGCGCGACGACAAGAAGCCCGGCAAGGGCAGCUACUGGACGCUGGACCCCGAUUCCUACAACAUGUUUGAGAACGGCUCCUUCCUGCGCCGCCGGAGGCGCUUCAAGAAGAAAGACGUCUCCAAGGAGAAGGAGGACAGCCUGCGGGAGAAACACCUCAAGGAGCCGGUCAAGGCCGCUGCCGAGCUGGGCAAGGAGCCGCCGCCGGCCGCGGCCCCCGUCCCGGCCUCGGCCGUGGCCCCGUCCGAGAAGAAGGUGGUCAUCAAGAGCGAGGCCUCCUCGCCCGAGCUGCCCGUCAUCACCAAGGUGGAGACGCUGAGCCCGGCCAGCGGCAGCGCCUUGCAGGACAGCCCGCGCAGCGUGGCCUCCACGCGCUCGCUCUCCACCGAGGGCUCCUUGCCGGGCGAGCCCCACCAGCCCCACGCCCACCCGCACCACCACCACGCCGCCGCCGCCAACGGAUUGCCGGGCUUCAGCGUGGAGAACAUCAUGACUCUGCGGACUUCGCCCGGCGCCGACUUGAGCCCCGUGGGCAGGGCGCCGCCUGGCCUCUGCGCCUCCUCCUCCUCCUCCUCCUCCUUGCCUCUAGGCUACGGCCCGGCGCCCGCCUCGUCCCUCUACAGCCAGGCCUGCAGCCAGGGGGGCUUGGGCGAGGCCGGGGGGGGCAGCUACCAGUGCAGCAUGCGCGCCAUGAGCCUCUACACGGGCGAGCGCAACGCGCAUCUCUGCGGCGCCGGGGCGCUGGAAGAGGCCGCGGCUUCGCUGUCCGAGCCCCCGCCGCAAGUGGCCAACGGCGCCCCCUCGCCCCUGGCCGGCCUGAACCUGGCGCCAGGGGGACAGCAGCAGCAGCCGCCGCCGCCGCCGGAGAGCUCCCUCCCUCCCAGCCACCACCACCACCAGCCCGGGCACCACCACCACCAUCAUCCCCUCCCGCACCACCAGGCCCCGGGGCAAGCCGCCGCCGCCGCCGCCGCUGCAGCCGCCGCCGCCGCCUCCUGGUACCUGAACCACGCGUCGGAGAUCAACCAGCCGCUGCCCAGCCACGCCUUCGGCGCCCAGCAACAGAGCUUCCCCAACGUGCGGGAAAUGUUCAACACUCACCGGCUGGGGUUAGAGACCUCGACGGCGCUGAACGAGCAACAGGUGAGCCCCAACUCCACCUGCGAGCUCUCCUACCGGGCUCCGCCCUCCAUUUACCGCCACUCCGCCCCUUAUUCCUACGACUGCGCUAAAUACUGAGCUGACUCCGGGUUAAGCAGACAGACAGAGGGACAGAGGAGACCCGGGAAUGGGGGGGAGGGGGCGCCUGGCCCCCGACGCAGCAGGCGGACUAGAAGGAAAAAUUAGGCCUCUGUGUUUAAAACGUAGUUGGGGAAAGCCAACCAAAUUGACUCUGGUGGUUUGGGGCUUUUUUUUUUUUCCUUUUCUUUUUGGUUGUUUUGUUUUUAAAAACAGAUUUACAGACUUGGGCAGAAAGAAAGAAAGGACAAAAAAAGAAAGAAAGAAAAGGGAGAAAAAUCGCCCCCUCCCCUUUCCCGUCCAAAGUCAAUAAAGAACCCGAAAAUUCGAUAUUUUUUUUCCCAACUCAUCUUUCCAGUCGUGGGGGAGGGGGGGAAAGCAAAAGAAAUUAAAACAGCCAACAUUAGAAACGGAAAAAGGACAGCGUGACCUGGGCUGGGGGUUUUCUCGAACAGAAAUACUAACGACAAUAAUAAUAUAGGAGUCAAAAUGGAUAAACAAUAUGUUGGCGAUGAGGGGGCAAUGGAAAAUCGCCCAUUCCACAAGGACAGCUUAUGCAAUUUUGAAAAGGAGAAAAUAAUAAUGGAUACGCUAUAUAAAUAUAAAUGUAUAAUACGUCUCGACAUGGUUGGUUUUGUUUUAAUGAGGGGAUGAUUCCAUUUAUAAUGUUGUAAAUAUGUGUGGUUUUUGAAUUGGGCUUCCGUGCAGGGCCGUUAAUAUAAUAUUUAAAGUUGAGGUCACUGGAUUAUUCGUCUCUCAGCCCCCCCUACCCCACAGCUGCCAAAUGAAUUAUGCUUUUCUUCUUAUUUCUUUAGUUUUAUGUACAAACUUGCAUUUAAAAAAAAUCCCCUUCUUUUUAAAGUUAGUCUUUUUAUAUGAAUAAUUUAUUUUUCCCUUCCUUGUUGAAUAUUUUCCUGCCCCCCAAAAGUGGAAUAAUAAAAAGAGGAGGGUGGGCAAACCAAAUACUUUUUUUUAAAAAAAAAGUGGGGAAAGAAAAAGCAGAAGUGAGCUUUAUUUUAUUUUUCUUGUAAAAUAGAGUCCCGUUCCCUUUUUUUUUUUUUUUUUUUUUGAGCCUUUCCUCACAUCGCUUUGAUUUUAUGUGGUCUUCAAUUGUUGUAUUCAUUCUUUUGGACAAAUAAGAAUAAUAAACCCGUGCUGUUUAUUUCUCCUUUGAAA